Molecule: messenger RNA, 1377 nt
Organism: Ostreococcus lucimarinus CCE9901
Lineage: Eukaryota; Viridiplantae; Chlorophyta; Mamiellophyceae; Mamiellales; Bathycoccaceae
Exons: 1
Coding region: 1-1377 (458 amino acids)
Biological process (GO): nucleoside diphosphate catabolic process
Cellular component (GO): membrane
Molecular function (GO): nucleoside diphosphate phosphatase activity
Source: RefSeq, a predicted model, not a curated record
AUGCGCACGCUCGGGACGAAGGAGAAGACGAGACUGCCGUUGGCGGAGAUGGGAGGACGGGUGCGCGAGGAGUUGAUGCCGGCGGUGCGCGCGGCGUUGGCGAAGAUCCCGGAUCGCGUCGAGCGCGCGCGAACGCCCGUGUACGUGUGGGCCACGGCUGGAUUUCGCGUGUUGACGCCGGCGAAGCAACAAGCGCUGUGGCGCGAGGUGAGGGAGGCGGUGGAGGCUGAGACGGGGACGCGGCACGGGUACGGACAUUUUCGAACCGUCGACGGCGCCGAGGAAGGAUUUUACGCGUGGCUGGCGGCGAAUUACUUGUCAGACGUCGACGUCACCGCGGUCGGGCGAUUAAACGACGCGAACACGCCGGCGCCGGCGUUCGCGCGCGUUUCUGAGGACGAUAAUCCUUUGCUCAAGUCUGUCGGCGCGAUUGACGUCGGCGGCGGGAGCGUGCAGUACGUGGCGCUGCCAAGGGAAGGCAAAGGCGCGUUCGUGAAGUCCAUGCUCGAGUUGAGGAAUGCGGUGAAAGUGGAGUCGUUUUUGGGGUACGGGGCGAACCACAUGGAGACGAGAUGGCGCGGCGCGCUGGCGGCGGCGAAGACGACGCGAAACGCGUGCGCGUUUCCGGGGCACGUCGUCACCGUGGACGGCGUGGAAUUGACCGGAACCGGCGAAUACCGCCAGUGCGUCGUGGGAUUACGCAAACAAAUCGCAUCGAUGCAGCGCGAACAAAAAGUGACGCUGCGCAUGCCCGACGAUUUCAAACGCGUAGAGCGGUUUCUUGGCAUGUCGCUGCUGUUUCAUCUCACAAAUUUCAUCACCGUCGCCCUUCCGGGCGCGCUGCCAUCCAUGCCCAAGGCCACGCUUGCGGAAAUUGCGACCGCCGGAGAAAAGCUGUGCGCCAUCGAGUGGGCGAAGCUCGUGAAGGAUGUCGAUGGGAAGGAUCCCAACACUCCCGCGGAUCGCCUCAACGGACGUUGCUUCGACGCCGCGCUCGUGCAGGCGCUCCUCGGCGUAGACUUCGCGGAAGACGACAUCGCCGCCGGCGAAGUCGGUCUCGGAUUUUCACAAAACGACGAGCGUUUGAAUUUCAUCGAGCGCAUCGACGACGCGGAGGUGGAGUGGACGCUCGGAGCGGCGAUGAGCGUCGUGCACCCGACGGCGGCGCGCUCGAACUCGGCGUGGGCGAAGACGCGCGUACCGACGGAGUGCGCGCGCGUGCUUCACACGUCCUUUUUGAACGCUCUUUACGAGUGGGGCGUCAUCAUCAUGCCCGCGGCGCUCGUCGCUACCGGGUAUUUAUUGUACAAGACGCUCAGGAUGACGGCGAACGUCGCCACGAUGGCGCGUUCGCCCUCGUACCUCGAGGUACUCUAG